AUGGAUUUUAAUCCAUUCACUCAGCCUUCAAACUUUGUUGAGCUGCUUAGCAGUCAACAAAAUGUAAUCUUCGGAAACGUAUCAGAUAGCGUGUCACAAUCUUCACCGCAAGUUCCCUUGACCGAUGAUUCAAACUUUUGUGAAGACAGUGAAGCAGUGCCGAAGGAAAGAAGGACUUGGACGCCUUCAGACGAUGUGCUGCUCAUCAGCUCGUGGUUAAACACGAGCAAAGAUCCCGUAAUAGGGAAUGAGCAAAGGUGCAAUGCUUUCUGGAAAAGAAUAGCUGACUACUUCUCUGCUAGUCGAAGGCUUGCUGGCAGUGAGAAGAGAAAGGCUUCUCACUGCAAGAAUCGGUGGCAGAAGAUCAAUGACCAAGUAUGCAAGUUUGCUGGAGCAUACGAGGCUGCAUCGAGAGAGAGAACGAGUGGGCAAAAUGAGAACGAUGUUCUCAAAGUGAGAUUAAAGGAAGAUUAA
This is a messenger RNA of Brassica oleracea var. oleracea, 474 nucleotides long. RefSeq names its product glutathione S-transferase T3-like. Lineage: Eukaryota; Viridiplantae; Streptophyta; Magnoliopsida; Brassicales; Brassicaceae. Bases 1 to 474 code for a protein of 157 amino acids. The record is from RefSeq and is a predicted model, not a curated record. The transcript has 2 exons.